Sinocyclocheilus grahami is the source of this 1288-nucleotide messenger RNA. RefSeq names its product atlastin-2-like. Bases 23 to 1036 code for a protein of 337 amino acids. The record is from RefSeq and is a predicted model, not a curated record. NCBI's taxonomy places the organism in Eukaryota, Metazoa, Chordata, Actinopteri, Cypriniformes, Cyprinidae. Gene Ontology annotation, molecular function: GTPase activity; GTP binding. The transcript has 7 exons.
CUGUGUUGGUCUGCAGUCGCUGAUGUUUCUCAUUCGAGACUGGAGUUACCCGUACGAACACGCUUACGGUCUGGAUGGGGGAAAUAAGUUCCUGGAGAAGAGGCUGCAGGUCAAACAGAAUCAGCACGAAGAGCUGCAGAACGUCAGGAAGCACAUCCACUCCUGCUUCUCCAGCAUCAGCUGCUUUCUGCUGCCGCACCCUGGGCUCAAAGUGGCCACCAACCCACACUUCGACGGCCGCUUGCGAGACAUCGAUGAGGAAUUCAAGAGGGAGCUGGUGAAUCUGGUGCCUCUGCUUCUGGCUCCUGAGAGUCUGAUGGAGAAGGAGAUCAGCGGCUCUAAAGUCACGUGUCGAGAUCUGCUGCAGUAUUUCAGAGCCUACAUGAAGAUCUAUCAGGGCGAAGAACUGCCGCAUCCCAAGUCCAUGUUACAGGCGACGGCUGAAGCGAAUAACCUGGCCGCUGUAGCAGGAGCGAAAGACUCGUACAGCAGGAGCAUGGAGCAGGUGUGCGGUGGAGACAGGCCCUACAUGUCUCCGGCGGAUCUGGAGCGCAGUCACGAGGAGCUGAAGCAGAGCUGUGUGCGUCAGUUCCGCGGCGUGAAGAAGAUGGGCGGCGAGGAGCUCUGCCUCCGCUAUCAGGAGCAGCUGGAGCAGGAGAUCGACGAGGCCUACGCCAGCUUCCUCAAACACAACGAUGGGAAGAACAUUUUCUUCGCGGCGCGCACGCCGGCCACGCUGUUCGCCGUGAUGUUCGUCAUGUACGUGGCGUCGGUGGUGACGGGCUUCGUGGGUCUGAGCCCUGCGGCGGCGCUGUGUAACCUGCUGAUGGGCCUGGCGCUGCUCUCGCUCUGCGUCUGGGUCUAUGUCAGAUACUCCGGGGAGUUCAGAGAGCUGGGCUGCUUCAUCGACCGGCUGGCAGAAACCCUGUGGGAGCAGGUGCGUAUGCACACAGAGAUCGACGUUCAAAACCGGACAGAGAACUCAGGAAACACCUUAAAUACACAAGACAUGACGAGAAACACCUGGGAUCAAUGAACAUAAUAGGAACAGGAAACAUGAAGGACCAUAUAUGGGCAUGGACAUAACCUGGAGCACGUGGGGAAGCACAUUUUCUGUUUUGAAUUUUUAAAAAUCACAGCUUCAUCGGAAUGGUGCGAAACUCUGUGACUUUUAUGGCGUUUGGAAUGUGAACACACAAAAACAUGGAGGGCAUGAUUCGAGCAGGCUAAGUGGUCGUUAAACAAAUAGUCACACUUGUACUCUUCAGUCAAAAAUGACCGACCAUAG